Umbelopsis ramanniana AG is the source of this 1920-nucleotide messenger RNA. RefSeq lists its product as uncharacterized. The coding region runs from base 61 to 1788 and encodes 575 amino acids. The record is from RefSeq and is a predicted model, not a curated record. NCBI's taxonomy places the organism in Eukaryota, Fungi, Mucoromycota, Umbelopsidomycetes, Umbelopsidales, Umbelopsidaceae. Gene Ontology annotation, biological process: glutathione catabolic process. Gene Ontology annotation, molecular function: glutathione gamma-glutamate hydrolase. The transcript has 12 exons.
CCCCGCUCUCUUCUUCUCCCUUUCUUACUUUUACUCGCUCUCUCAAACUUCGCUGAUACCAUGUCCAAAGAACUUCCUUUCAUUUCCCGUAGAUCUGCCGUAUACGGUACACAUGCUAUCGUUUCAAGCUCGCAACCAUUAGCUACUCAGGCAGGCUUAGAGAUUUUGAAGCGAGGAGGAAAUGCUGCUGAUGCUGCAGUUGCGGUUGCUGCUGCACUGAAUGUCACCGAACCUUCUUCUACUGGUAUUGGCGGUGACGCCUUUUGCCUCUUCUAUGACGCCAAGUCUAAGGAAGUGAAAGCCAUGAACGGAUCAGGAAGAUCACCAGCAGCGUUGACACUGAAGUAUGCCAAAGAAACACUCGGUUUCUCAGGCAAAGAGAUACCCGCGAAAAAUUUGAAUUCCGUUACUGUUCCUGGAGCUGCCGCAGCUUGGGUUGAUACAGUCGAAAAGCUCGGAUCUGGCAAAGUGACCAUGGAAGAAGUGCUUUCCCCUGCCAUUGAUCUGGCUGAAAAUGGCUUUCCUGUAUCUCACAUUUCUGCAAAUGCUUGGAAAGGAGGAGAACAGUCUAUCUUGAAGGCAUCACCUAACUUCAAUGAAAUGCUGAUUGACGGUCGCGCGCCUCGCGAAGGAGAAAUUAUGACCAAUCCUAACUUGGCAAAAACUUUCCGAACACUGGCAAAGGAGGGUAAAAAGGGAUUUUACACCGGAAGGAUAGCACAAGAAAUUGUCGACCUCAUCCAGUCUGGAAGAGGUGUCAUGACACUAGAAGACCUAGCUGCUCAUGAUACGCAAUUUGUUGAGCCCAUUUCUAUUGACUACGAGGAUAUCACUGUUUGGGAAUGUCCACCAAACGGACAAGGAAUUGCAGCUUUGAUUGCUCUAGGAGUCUUAAAGGAACUUCAAAAGCAGAAUAUCGUUGAUUUCUCAAAGCUUGAACAUAAUUCUGCAGAGUACCUCCAUACCAUCAUUGAGGCAUUGAGAAUUGCCUUUGCUGAUGCUCGCUAUUAUGUUGCUGACCCUGACUGUGUGCCUGUGCCUUCUAAGGAGUUGUUGGACGAAGAAUAUCUUCGCGAAAGAGCCAAACUCUUUAUUCCUAGCAAAACUAAUCCAGAAAUCAAGAAAGGUUAUCCAACCCAUAAUAGCGGAACGGUUUACUUUUCUGUGGUGGAUGACUAUGGAAAUGCAUGCAGUUUCAUAAACUCCAACUACAUGGGCUUUGGAACUGCAGCCAUUCCAAAGGGAUGCGGUUUUACCCUACAAAAUCGGGGAUGUAACUUUACUCUGACAGAAGGGGCUCCUAACUGCCUCGGCCCUAACAAACGUCCCUAUCAUACUAUCAUCCCCUCUAUGAUUACCAGAAAAGGAUCAGAUGGUGCACACCAGCUAGUAGCUUCAUUUGGCGUGAUGGGAGGCUUCAUGCAACCGCAGGGUCACUUGCAGGUUGUACUAAACUUGAUUCACUAUCUUUUUAAUCCUCAGCAUGCACUGGAUGUCCCUAGAAUCUGUAUCUCACCACCUGAUGAUGAAAAAGAUUCGUCUGAUCCUCUAGCAUACUCGUUCACUGAUGUUUCAAAGGCCAUCGUGUAUGUAGAGGACGGUAUCGCUGACGAAGAAAUUGAAAAGCUAAGAAAAAUGGGUCAUACUUGCAAGAAGCUUGAGCAUUACGCAAGAGGCAUGUUUGGCAGAGGCCAAAUCAUUCAGGUCCAUAAUGAUGAACGCACAGGCAAGCGUGUUCUGUCCGCUGGUAGUGAUCCCCGUGCGGAUGGACAGGCUUGCGGAUGGUGAAAUUAAAUUACAGCUCUUAUGUGGGAUGCCAUUUGUGACUCAGUCAAUGUAGGCUAUCAUUCUGAAUAAAUUCCAUACGUCUGAAGGUUGGCCAUAGUAUGCACUAUGAUUGUAUGAGGUGUUGUUCACGAU